Arabidopsis lyrata subsp. lyrata is the source of this 1889-nucleotide messenger RNA. Its product is annotated as LRR receptor-like serine/threonine-protein kinase ERL1. NCBI's taxonomy places the organism in Eukaryota, Viridiplantae, Streptophyta, Magnoliopsida, Brassicales, Brassicaceae. The transcript has a single exon. The coding region runs from base 532 to 1719 and encodes 395 amino acids. Gene Ontology annotation, molecular function: protein binding. The record is from RefSeq and is a predicted model, not a curated record.
ACCCCACCACCACGAGUCAACAACCACCCUUAGCUCCGAAGAUGCUGAUCUGUCACUCCGAACCUAAGGCUCGGACAGCCGUUUUCCCUGUUGCAUAUUCCCGACAUAAAAUUACAUUAUUUUUGUUUUUCACUGACACUGAAACGAAUCGCAAAUGUAAACAAUAAAACCCACUUCUCUCACUCGUAGCAUUUAUGACUCUUUCUUUCUUCACAAAGCCACCCUGAAAAAAAUCUCAGAAACAAAAAGCAACAAGGAAGAAGAAAGUAUAUUCAGCUCUUGAUUUCGCUUCCUUCUUAAGCCAUUUUGAUUUCUCUUUUUGUCUCUCUCUCUCUCUUCCAAGAAAUCUUCUUUUAUAUUUCUUCAAUCUCCCUCCUUUUUAAGUCACUUUGACGUCACUAGUAUCAGAAUCCGCCAUUAAAACUCCCACAAGAACCCUUGAUUUCUAUCACACAAUCAUCUCUUUCCGACCCAUUUCCCAACUUUAAAUCUUGUCUCUGUUUUUACUCCUCUGAAGCUGUAACGGCUACAAUGAAAUUUGCUACUCUGUUUUGGGUUUUGCUGCUUCUUCUUCGAUUCGGUUUAUUCGUGAAAUCGAUCAUCGUACCAGUUGAUUUCUUGGCUCUACAAGCUAUUCGUAAAUCGCUCGAUGAUUUACCAGGUUCAAAUUUCUUCGAUUCAUGGGAUUUUACCUCUGACCCUUGUAACUUCGCCGGAGUUUACUGUGACGGUGAUAAAGUAACUGCGCUUAACCUCGGUGAUCCAAGAGCCGGUUCACCCGGUUUAUCUGGUCGGAUUGACCCGGCUAUUGGAAAACUCUCUGCUUUAACGGAGCUCUCGAUCGUACCGGGUCGGAUCAUGGGUUCGUUACCGCACACAAUCUCGCAGUCAAAGAAUCUUCGAUUUCUCGCAAUCAGUCGGAAUUUUCUCUCCGGUGAGAUUCCGGCGAGUCUCGGCGAGCUUCGGAGACUCAAAACACUUGAUCUGAGCUAUAACCAGCUAACCGGGUCGAUUCCUCCGCCAAUCGGGUACUUACCGGAGUUAUCCAAUCUGAUUCUAUGUCACAAUCACUUGAACGGAUCAAUUCCUCAAUUCCUCUCACAAAGCUUAACACGAAUCGAUCUCAAACGCAAUAAUCUCACCGGCAUAAUCUCUCCGACGUCUCUUCCGCCGUCGUUACAAUAUCUCUCACUCGCUUGGAACCACCUAACCGGACCAGUAAACCGGGUUUUACUCAGAUUAAACCAGCUCAAUUACCUCGAUCUCAGCUUAAACCGGUUCACCGGUGCAAUCCCCGGUCAGAUCUUCACCUUCCCGAUCACCAACCUCCAAUUACAACGCAAUUUCUUCUACGGCGUGAUUCAACCGGUGAAUCAGGUAACAAUUCCGACCGUCGAUUUAAGCUAUAACAGAUUCUCCGGCGAGCUUUCUCCGCUUCUCUCCAACGUACAGAAUAUCUAUCUAAACAAUAACCGGUUCACCGGUCAAGUACCAGUUAGCUUCGUAGAUCGGUUAUUGGCAUCGAAUAUACAAACACUAUACCUCCAACACAACUUCUUGACGGGAAUACAAAUUAGCCCCGCGGCGGAUAUUCCGGUGAGCAGCUCGCUUUGUCUGCAAUACAACUGUAUGGUGCUACCGGUACAGACGCCGUGUCCGGUUAAGGCCGGUUUGCAGAAAACCAGACCCACAACGCAGUGCAACGAGUGGCGAGGAUAAAGGCGUAAUUUCGUGAAUUUGUGGGAUUUCGUGUCUUUCUCCGGUUAUUUUGUUACGAUAACUUUCGAGUUUCGAGGGUAGCAAAAAAAACGAUUUGUUUAUUCGUUGGUGACUUUGUGAAUUGGUUAAUGGUAUUAAUGAUGAUGUAUGUCAACUUUAAUUACAUCUCA